Gastrolobium bilobum is the source of this 2628-nucleotide messenger RNA. RefSeq lists its product as uncharacterized. Gene Ontology annotation, molecular function: DNA binding; protein dimerization activity. The transcript is spliced from 5 exons. Lineage: Eukaryota; Viridiplantae; Streptophyta; Magnoliopsida; Fabales; Fabaceae. The coding region runs from base 145 to 2421 and encodes 758 amino acids. The record is from RefSeq and is a predicted model, not a curated record.
CGGAUCUUCUCUCUCUCUCUCUGCCCUAACCGGUCCGGUUACUUCUCCACGGUUCUCUUUUCUCACAAUCCCCAUUCUUCCUUCAAUUAAAAAAAAAAAAAAAGCGAUUCAACAAAACCGGUGGUUGAUGUGAUUAUUGGGAAAAUGGGUUCAAAUCUGGAACCAGUGCCAAUUACAUCCCAGAAACAUGACCCAGCAUGGAAGCAUGUUCAGAUGUUUAAGAAUGGGGACAAGGUGCAACUGAAGUGCAUAUAUUGUCUCAAGAUGUUUAAGGGUGGUGGGAUUCAUAGGAUUAAGGAACAUCUUGCUUGUCAGAAAGGGAAUGCAUCCACUUGCAGCCGUGUCCCUCAUGAUGUUAGGCUUCAUAUGCAGCAGAGCUUGGAUGGGGUUGUGGUGAAAAAGAGGAAGAAGCAGAAAAUUGAGGAUGAGAUUAUGAAUGUUAAUCCUUUGGCUACUAUUGUGAACACAGUUGCCAAUCAGGUGGAUGUGAAUGACGGGCUCCAGUCCAUUGGAGCACAUAAUUCAUUGGAACAUAAUUUAAAUCUGGUGGUGAAUGCUGGUGAAGGAAUGAGUAAAAAUGUAGAAAGAAGGAAGAAGAUAAGAGCCAGCAAGAAGUCUGCACUUGCUUAUGCAAAUUCUGAGGGUGUUGUUGCUAUGGAGAAAAAUGUACUGUUCCCCAAAAAGGUGGACAAUCACAUUCAUAUGGCAAUAGGUCGGUUUUUGUAUGAUAUUGGUGCACCUUUUGAUGCUGUGAACUCGAUUUAUUUUCAGCAAAUGGUUGAAGCCAUUGCUUCGGCGGGUUCAGGUUUUGCACGUCCCUCACAUCAUGAACUUCGGGGUUGGAUCCUGAAAAACUCUCUGGAAGAAGUGAAGAAUGAUGUAGAUAGAUGCAAGAUGACAUGGGGUAGGACUGGCUCUUCUAUUUUGGUUGACCAAUGGACUACAGAAACUGGUAGAAUACUUAUAUGCUUUUUGGCGUAUUGUCCUGAAGGAAUAGUCUUUUUGAAAUCCUUGGAUGCAACUGAGAUUUCGACUUCUGCAGAAUUUCUAUAUGAGAUAUUAAAACAAGUAGUAGAAGAAGUUGGAGUUGGGCAAGUGCUGCAAGUGAUUACAUCAGGUGAAGAACAAUAUGCGGCUGCUGGGAGACGGCUGACUGACACUUUUCCUACCCUUUACUGGAGUCCUUCUGCAGCUCAUUGCAUUGAUUUGAUACUUGAAGAUUUUGGAAAUCUUGAUUGGAUUAGUGCAGUCAUUGAACAAGCUAAAUCUAUAACAAGAUUUGUCUACAAUUGUAGUGCAAUUUUGAACAUGGUUAAAAGGUAUACGUUAGGGAAUGAUAUUGUGGAUCCCUCUUUCUCUUGCUUUGCAACAAACUUUACCACAUUGAAACGAAUGGUUGAUCUUAAACACAAUUUACAGGCCAUGGUCACUUCCCAGGAGUGGAUGGAUAGCCCAUACUCAAAGAAACCAGCAGGUCUGGAAAUGUUAGAUUGCCUAAGCAAUCAAACAUUUUGGUCCUCCUGUGACAUGAUUGUUCGUCUAACAGUUCCUCUCUUGAGAGCUCUGAGAAUAGCUGCUAGUGAGAUGAGACCCGCAAUGGGAUACAUUUAUGCUGGAAUGUACCGGGCGAAAGAAGCAAUUAAGAAAGCACUUGUUAAGAGGGAGGAUUAUAUGGUGUACUGGAAUAUUAUACAUCAUAGAUGGGAAAGGCUGUGGCAUCAUCCUCUUCAUGCUGCAGGCUUCUACCUUAAUCCAAAGUUCUUCUAUAGUAUUCAAGGGGAUAUACACAAUGAGAUUCUCUCAGGGAUGUUUGACUGCAUAGAGAGAUUGGUACCUGAUACAAGAAUCCAAGAUAAAAUUAUCAAAGAGAUAAACUUAUACAAGUCUGCUGCAGGAGACUUUGGGAGAAAGAUGGCAGUCAGAGCUAGAGAUAAUCUGCUUCCUUCCGAAUGGUGGUCGACAUAUGGAGGAGGCUGCCCUAAUUUGUCACGUCUAGCAAUUCGUAUUCUCAGUCAAACAUGCAGUGUGAUGGCCUGCAAGAGAAACCAGAUUCCUUUCGAACAAAUGAUCCAUACAAGGAAUUAUAUAGAGCGCCAACAUCUUACUGAUCUUGUCUUUGUUCAUUACAACUUACGAUUAAGACAAACGUUUAUGAAUAAAGAACAAGAUUUUAGUGAUCCCCUAUCAUCUGACAACAUUAGUAAUGUUGAAGACUGGAUCAGGCCAAGGGAUUUAUACUUAGAAGAGUGUGGGAACUCAGAUUGGAUGGCAUUGGAUCCGUCUUCUGUUAACACGAUGCUUUUAAGGCCUUUAAAUGAUGAAGUUGAAGAAUUGAGUGGAGGUUUUGAUGAUAAUGAGAUUUUCAGUUGCAUGAAAGAUGGCGAGGAUGAAAAUACCGGAGACAAGUUGGUAAACCAUUAGCGCAUGAUCAAAAGAACCAUGCUUUUGUAUGUAGAGACAGCUUUCUAAAUUAUUGCCUAGUACAGAAAAAGUGUAAUAUCCAAAUGUUUGGAAUGUUUCCCAAAUACUAGUUGGUAGAAAUUAAUCUUGAAAAUAGAGGGAAACUGGAGAGGAUCCUUAUGGACAGACAGGUGAGGGCAUCCUAGUUAUUGUUAGAUAUAUAUAUAU